AUGGGGCUGAGCUGGGUUGUGGGAAAUGGAGAGAGUUUGUGUGAUCUCAGUAAAGUUUUACUAGUUUGCCGGCAGAUUUGGAAGGAGAGGAAUCUUGUGGUUUUCCAAAAUAAAAUUCCAAACCCUACCUGGAUCGUUAAGUCGGACCCCAAUAUAGGGAGGGAAUUCAUAGAUGCCAAUGGUAUAAUUCCUGUGGUUUACAAUGGUAGCAGGUCCUCUCCACCAUUUUCUAUUCGAUGGUCCCCUUCGAAUGUUGGUUUUGUUAAACUUAACUUUGAUGGCUCUGUGGUGAAUCAAGGUGCGGCUGUUGGGUUUGUGAUUAGAAAUGAGAAGGGAGAGCCUAUUGUUGCAGGAGCUAGAUUUAUUGGUCAAAACACUAUUUCGACUGCAGAAUGCCUGGCGUUGAGGGAUGGCCUUUGGAUGGCUAAAGCCAAAGGUUUGGCUCACAUUAUGGUGGAGGGUGAUUCAAAGCUGGUGAUUGAGUCUAUCUGUAGAGCCUAUUGCCCCCCUUGGAGAUUGAAGGUCAUCCUGGAGGAUAUUUGCUAG
Molecule: messenger RNA, 546 nt
Organism: Malus domestica (apple)
Lineage: Eukaryota; Viridiplantae; Streptophyta; Magnoliopsida; Rosales; Rosaceae
Molecular function (GO): nucleic acid binding; RNA-DNA hybrid ribonuclease activity
Source: RefSeq, a predicted model, not a curated record